AUGUCAGGGGACUUCAAUUUUCCUCCCAGUCAAGAUUUCGAACUCUCUGUCGCUACCAGUAAACCAGGUGGCAAGAACUUUGGUUAUUCGAAGCCUAGUUUACCAGUUAAACAACCCAUGUCCGCUUACGUUGACUUUAAUCCAUGGUACGAGAGAUGGAAUCGCCUCAGUGUGGAUGACAAGUGCGAACUGAAAGAUAUGGCAGCAUUUAAGUCUGCGUGGUAA
Trichobilharzia szidati is the source of this 225-nucleotide messenger RNA. The record is from the annotation of a GenBank genome assembly. Lineage: Eukaryota; Metazoa; Platyhelminthes; Trematoda; Strigeidida; Schistosomatidae.